UAGGCAGCUCUUGGCGGUUCGUUCGUGGUUGGCUCUCUCCCCGGAAGUGCAGGUGGUUUUGUUCGCGCAGAACGCAUCGAUGCGAUCCCCAAUUCGAAAUCUCGGGUCCAGGGUCUCGAUCGAGACCGCUAUCGAUUUCACGUGAGCGACCGUUCUUAUGUUGGUCCUUUGUUGGUUCUUUGACUUACAGUCCGUUUAUUCUUUGAUAGGACGUUUGUUUGUCGUACUUGAUUAGUUGGUAGCUGAUACUUAUCCUUUUUGGUGGAUCCAUAUUAUGGGACAUGCAUAACGUUGGCGAAUUUAGGUUCUCAAGAUCGAGAUUAUAAUGAAUAGAAGCGGGACUUCUUCCGUGAUGGAAGGAAAUGGAUAAAAUUUGUCAGGUCUUAAAUGAAAGCUAAAUUUCUUUGAACUUCGAUGUUCAACUAUUCAAGUAGUGAAGGUUGGCAAGGUUCUUCCUUAUAUUGGGCCCGCGUCGUUUAAUACUAAUGAAGAUUUUUGAGGGUCCUAUCUGUUAGUGAAAGUUCAGGAGGCGGUUGCUAGUUCACAUGGGUUGGAUGGUUAAGAUUAAGUAAUAACGCCGACUUGGUUAACCAUUGACAUUGAGGUUCAGGUAAUGGAAGAAACUUCUGGCAAUGCUAUUGUUGUGCAUGAAUGGCUUCAUGUAUUAGAAGUUUAAUAGGGUUCGCUGGUAGGAUCGUGAGGGUUGCAGAAAUUAAAAUUGAAUGAUCGCCCUUUUAUGGGGAUGUGUUGAUAAACUGAUAGUAGAUAGAUUAAUGUUACCAGUGGCAACCCUUUUGCCACCGGGGAUGUGGGUCCGUGCCGAAGCUUCACAGCUUGAUGUUAAAAUAUGAUAGGUUUUCUUAUGAAUAGCAUAGUAGCCUUUUGUGCUAUUCAAACAUUACCAAGAUCUGUGAAAAUAUCCAUCAAAGUGCUAGUUGGCAAAAUCGAAGUGAGUCAUAGGUUGGUCAAGAUCCUAAGGGGCCAUUUGGCCACCAUAACAAACUUUUAUUGUUCCACGAAUUUGGCUCAAUAAUUGAGGCGGAUUCAUGGAACAAUAUAACCCAAUGUUCCAUGAAGUUGCCCCAAUUUUUUGGGUCAAGUUCAUGGGGCUAUAACAAUUUGUUAUUGUUGCUAAGCAGGGCCAAAAGGACUAGUUGCACCCAAAGUGAAUAACCUUCCUUGGUGCAAGAUUUCUGGACACUCCAUUUUUCCAUGCCAUGGUUGCAAGAGCGCGAGCUUCUGGAUCAAGCAUCUCUGUUCUGAUUGAUUCUGAAACUUUGUUGUUACCCAGCUUCAUUUCUGCUUUACAUUAUGUUUACACACUUGAUCACAACUGGCUCUUUGUUGCCAAACCACGUCACCUUUCUCAUUUAAAAUUCCACUUGGACAACCUUGGUCGCCAAUGGGUAUGGACAACUGGACAGAAAAUAACAACUGAGAAGUUGGAAGAAUUCUUAGUGCAUAAUUGGCAAGAAAGCAAUUAUAGUGGCAGGUGGCUGUGGGCAUGGAACACUGGCAAUCUUCCUCUACAUGCAGGUGUCCUCCCUUCUUUCUUGUAUGGCAAAGGUUACUACAACGAAUGGCUUAUGCAUGAGGCCUUGUCUACAGAACUUCGAUUUGUCUUUGAUGGAACAGAUGUUGCAUCUGCUUUUUACCCAGAAAACUUUGGGUCGGAACACAGUCAAUCUCCAAUAGAUUCAGAAGUUGUACCACAUAACAGACAGUGGGAAAGUGAGGCCAAUGCUUACCUUGCUGCGGCAUAUGGAUCAUUUUACUCCAAUAUGAGCAAGGUUUCUUAUAACAUGCCAAAACUCAUCAGAUGCGGUGCACAGUUUAUGAUUUCAAAUGCUUCAAUGUGCAUUCCCUCAGUUCAUCAAAAGCCUCCAUUUCUUAAGGCUAACAGGAUGUUGGGAAUAUGGAAGGAUACAUUUGUUUCUCUGCAAAGCAAAGGAAAGGGAUAUAUUUCAUGCAUAGAGAAAUGCAAUUCAGCCAGCAGUCAACUCGAUGUAUCUACCAUACAGAAACCAGAAUCCAAAUUAUCUGUGCCAUCACUUCCGUUCUCCUUAAAAGAACUCCUUGAAACAGUUGCUGAUGAUGAAAAGACUGUUGUUCUUGCAGUAGCAGGAAAUAAUUACAGGGAUAUGCUUAUGAGCUGGGUUUGCCGAUUACGACGUAUUUCAGUUUCAAAUUUUAUACUGUGUGCCCUUGAUGAUGAAGUUUACCGGUUUUCCUUCCUACAAGGAUUGCCUGUCUUCAAGGCAGCAUUAUCUCAUUUGGAUAUUAGCUUUGAUAACUGCCAUUUUGGCACCAAGUGCUUUCAGAGGGUGACAAAGGUUAAAUCCAGAAUAGUCCUGAAGAUCCUAAGGAUGGGUUACAAUGUGCUUAUGAGUGAUGUAGAUGUGUACUGGUUCAAAAAUCCACUUUCUUAUCUUCAUGCAUAUGGACCUGCUGUAUUAGUUGCACAAUCAGAUGAAUUCAAUGAAACUGUGCCAAUAAAUUUACCCCGGCGCUUGAACUCAGGUUUCUAUUAUGUUCAUUCAGACCCCGCCACAAUUCUUGCAAUGGAGAAGGUGGUGACGCAUGCAUCCACUUCUGCGAUGUCAGAGCAGCCAAGUUUUUAUGAUGUACUGUGUGGUGUAGGUGGUAAAAACCGCAUUGGAGAUAAUAAGUGUCAUGAACCUCUGACUAAUGUCACGGUUCAUUUCUUAGACAGGAAUCUCUUCCCAAAUGGAGCUUUCCAAAACCUGUGGAGGAAAAAGAAUGUGACAGCUGCCUGUAUGAGGAGAGGAUGCAUCACUCUUCAUAACAACUGGAUUAGUGGGAGGAAGAAGAAACUUCAGCGUCACAUUGCCUCUGGUCUGUGGGAAUAUGAUGUGGUAUCUCGAUUGUGUCUACAAAGCUGGCAGGAUCAGAAGUUACAUAGUUAUGUCUGAUCAUUAUGUCCUUCAUAGGUCUAUUUCAUCUAUAGCUUGCUUUUCUUUGGAGAUUAACCAAUGGGUUGCGGUCUGGCUCCUCUGGUGGAUGUAUCGAGCCCCUUUUCCAUUGCGUAGGUUACACCUUCCCAAUAUGCCAGACUUCAAUGGUUAUUUCUCUAUGCAUUGAGAUGAAGAAAAGGAAAAGGAAGUGAUAUUUUGUGGCAUCAUUUUGAUGUCAUUAGUCCCUUUCUUCGGCUUCAUAUGGGCACCAGUAUGUUGAUGAAUGUUUACACUUGAUAGCUUAUGGCUAUCUUUGUUUGAAAAUCAAGGACGAUGAAGAUUGAAAAGGAUGAUGCUGUACCGUAUGUGAAGAAGUUUUGCCUGUUUGCUUGGUAAUACGACCCUGAGCAGUAGGGCAUCAAACCUUGCCUGUUUGAGUGGGAGGGCGACAUAAAAUACUCCAGAGAUUGUUCAGCUGGAUGUUUUUAAGAAGGCUUCACGUUCUCUGGUUUUGAGAGGAAGAGGGAAGCUUAAAAGUGAAGUUGCGCAGAAAAGUUCACGAAAAGAUGAGAAUAGGCCUUUAUUGGCCCUCAUAACAGAGUUAAAUGCAUGAUAUUCGAGGAAGGGAGAAAUGCAUUAUUGUCAUUUCAUUUGAUUUAACCAAGCUCUACCCUGUAUUGGUGGAUGGUAUGGAUGUGUAUCUCAUUUCCGCUUGCAGCUCGUAGAAACAAAGAGGACUACAUCCUGAGGCGAUUUUGUGGGUACUUUUUGGGACUAAGAGCAAAAUGUUGGGCUCCUGACAGGAUUCCUAUGUAGAAAGCUCAUUCAGAAGCUCGAACAUGAAUAAUGAUUCAGGGGACCGAAUCAAUGGAAGUUCAUACUGAUUCUGAAGCACAUCCAUCUUUAUGUAGGUGGUGAAACCUGUCUUUUUCCAUCCUUUAUCAGCAGAAAUAUGUAUCUUUUUCCCUGAAUGAUAAGAUGGGAGUCUAGACGGACCCCUGCUUGUAUAUUGAUAUCAAAAGUUGUACACUUCGGCAUUGAGCUACGCAAAUAAAAUAUAUAUCAGGUGGCUUA
Molecule: messenger RNA, 3989 nt
Organism: Nymphaea colorata (pocket water lily)
Lineage: Eukaryota; Viridiplantae; Streptophyta; Magnoliopsida; Nymphaeales; Nymphaeaceae
Product: beta-arabinofuranosyltransferase RAY1
Exons: 6
Coding region: 1218-2933 (571 amino acids)
Molecular function (GO): glycosyltransferase activity
Source: RefSeq, a predicted model, not a curated record